GGGUGUCGCCGGGAUCGCUCUGUUGACCGGUGGCGGCUGGGGCCGCCUCUCUGGUGAGCAGCCCUGAGGAAAGCGGCGGGGCGGGCUGCUCUCCGCGGGCAGCGCAUCUCAGGGCGGAGCAGAGCCUUCUGACGUCGGACGGCAGUGCCUCGACUGCCUGCCGCCGGCGCUGAAUGGAGACCAAUUGCAGUCCUGUGGAGUUGCCUAAUAACACAGAGUUUGAAGAGGAUCCUGAUUAUAGAGAAUUUGAAGGAACAGAUGUGAAAGAUAUGAGACUAGAAGCUGAAGCUGUUGUGAAUGAUGUUCUGUUCGCUGUCAGCAACAUGUUUGUCUCGAAAACCCUUCCUUGUGCUGAGGAUGUGGCAUAUAUCAAUGUGGAAACCAGGGAAAGGAACAGAUACUGCCUGGAGCUCACCGAAGCAGGACUCAGGGUAGUAGCUUAUGAUUUUGAUCAGGCUGAUGACAGAUUGCAAACUCCAUACCAUGAAACUGUCUACUCCUUACUGGACUCUCUCAGCCCUGCAUAUCGAGAGGUGUUUGGGAAUGCAUUACUACAAAGACUAGAAGCUUUGAAGAAAGACAGUCAGUUGUGAUUUACCCACAUGCAAGGAAGUUUUCAUCUAGAAAGAACUGUUAAUAUGAGGCUCCGAGAUCUUUCUUACAAACGUAAUCACAAGCAUCUUAAGCUUCAUUUUUUACAUUAAUAUCCCAUUCAUGCUAGUAAUACUCUGUAACAUUUUGCUACAAUGGAUUUGCAUAUAUCACAGUGCUAUUAAAAGCCCCUUUGAUAAAUAACAAGCAUUUCUUAAUUUUACUUUUUUGUUGUAUGUGAGCAGGUUGCUUCUUACAACCUUCAAAAAAUUUGGUCUCUUUUCAGAGUUACUAUCCAAACUUUAAAAAAAGAGAGUGAAUGUUUAAUAUACAAGUAUUAAUUUUUGUGUUUGUGCUUACUGAUAGUUUUUCAUAUCUGCUCUUUAAAAUAGAAGCUAACUACUUGCUCUACCCAAAUAAUGAAAAAUAAUUGGGAAAACUACUGUUCUGCAAAGAACAGAAUUUCAGCUUAAUUUGCUGCACAUUUGUUAACAAGAAAGAUGGUUCUUCAACAGUCAAACAUUGCUUAUAUAGUGACAGUAUUUGAGUUAAAAGCAAGCUUCAGUUUUAUCUGAUCAGUCCUCGUCUAUAGCAACCAGCAAUUUCCAAAUAAUAAAUGAGAUGUACUGCUAAUAUAUGAAUGUAUUGUCUGAAUUGCAAGAGUUAAGCACAGAGUUUGGAUGUAAUGGGCUACCUUUCCUAAAUAUGGUGUUAUAUAUGCUAUAUAUAUGUAUGUUAUAUUGUAACUGGGAGGCUUGCAAGACAUUUUAGCCUGUUUACUACUCUGAAUGUGUGUUUACAUGAUGUACAGGAUAUAUCGAAGAGUAUUUUUGCUUCAGCCUUUACUUUCUAUAAUACAGUACUUUGGUACUCCUGUUUUUCACAUUUUAUCCUUCAAUUGUACAGCGUCCUCUCCUAAUGAAUACUAUGUAAGCACUGUAAUUUUAAUUGCAUUGUAUUGGUUUGAAACCAAAGGCGGUAUGAAAUUUGCUAAGACUAAUACAAACUGGAAGAGAUAACUUGUAUUUUCUACUUGCAAACUGGUACAAAUCUCUUUAUGAAUCUAUUGUUCUGCUGUAACUUUUCAAGUAUGUACUGAAUGGUAGACUUUUUAAAAUUACAGUUGGUUAGAAAUACUGUUGAACUAACAUUCUGUGAUUAUCAUACUUUUUGUAUUCUUGUAUUAUUCAGUAUUUGUGCAUAUUUAUUUAAAUAAUCCCACCAUGCUUUUGUAACAGGUAGGUGCAGUAGCUUUUUGGGGCCACACUUAGAGAUACAUCAGUUUUCAUGAAGUCACAGAUUCCAGUGACUUCAGUAGAGCUAUAUUGUCUUCUACCUGCUAAGGGUUAUUUGUGUUAAUUGGAGAAGCCUUGUAGUGGUUUUGUAGUAGCUUUGGGGUAGUGAUGUACAGCUGUGACUGACAAGAUAACUGUAGUUAGUGCUUCUGCUUUCCAGAGCUUGUUAUCAUUUUAGGUUGAAACUUCUGAUAUUAAUCCUCUGCCCUAGGGUAUGCUUCCAUGCUGUAAAAAUUGUUCAUAGGCUCUCUUUUGCACACAGGUAUGUGGUAUGUGGUUAGUCCUCUGUGAGGAGAAUGUACUCAAAUUUAUAUUUGAAUAUUUUUCCGUGCAACUAAUUUACUUGAUGAAUUUCAGUAACUAAAGCAUUAAAUAAGUAAA
Molecule: messenger RNA, 2267 nt
Organism: Pezoporus flaviventris
Lineage: Eukaryota; Metazoa; Chordata; Aves; Psittaciformes; Psittacidae
Gene: GSKIP
Product: GSK3B interacting protein
Exons: 3
Coding region: 174-593 (139 amino acids)
Biological process (GO): regulation of canonical Wnt signaling pathway
Cellular component (GO): cytoplasm
Molecular function (GO): protein kinase A binding; kinase regulator activity
Source: RefSeq, a predicted model, not a curated record